AUGUUGCGCAUUCGGAUGGUUUCCGGCACCGACAUCGUGGCCCUCUCUGAAGAUGAGCUGGCGGAUCUGUUCACCGAGCAAGACCAGGUUGUCAGGGGAUUGAAGCGGCACUUGCAGAGUUUGCUGGGCCUACCACGCUUCCGCCAGCGGCUGCUGCACGAAGGAUCCAUCUUGCGCGACGAUGCCGGGCUGUAUGUGCCGCUGUGUUUGCAGUUGGUGCUGUUAAACUUCUGCAUUCCUGAAGCCCCGCUCCUGGCGGAAUUUACGCGAGCGGUGGAGGCGGACAAUGUACCGGCUGUGGAGUUGUUCUUGCAGCUGCCCGUGGAUCCGAACCUGCUGGUUGAUCGGAGCCGGCCAGGGCUCAGUGUGGCUGCCGGUAGUGGGAGCCUGCGGACUGCGAAGCUCUUCUUGGAGGCCUUUGCGGAGGUGGAUCGCACGGACACCAAUGGCGCCACUCCCCUCGAGGCUGCCUGCCGCGGUGGGCACGUGGACGUGGCGCGCCUGCUGGUGGAGUCUGGGGCCGACAAAGACGCGGCCCAAAUCGGCGGAGCCACGCCGAUGCACUCCGCCUGCCGGAACAAUCGGAUUGAGAUUGUGCGCUUUCUUGUGGAGGUAGGCGCCAACACCGGAAAGGCUGAGGCACUUCUCGACUUGUGCGUGCUCAUUCUUGAGCCAGAUAUCGUCCGGAUAGCGCGAAUGAUCCUGCAAGCGUGUCAUCCUUGCGCAGGAUACGCUCAAAACUUGGUACACUUCUUGAUAAGUGCACCCUUGCUGCAUGCCCACUAA
This is a messenger RNA of Symbiodinium natans, 786 nucleotides long. NCBI's taxonomy places the organism in Eukaryota, Dinophyceae, Suessiales, Symbiodiniaceae. The record is from the annotation of a GenBank genome assembly.